AAAGUUGAACCAAGCUGAUCAUCAUAAUGGCUGAAAGCGGACCCCUUCCGGAUCUAGACUUACACUUACUGGAGUGUCCAAUCUGUCUGGAGCGACUUCGACAACCAAAGUCUUUACCCUGUCUCCACUGCUUCUGUCAAGAUUGUCUUGGGACCUACAUCACCAAGGAACUGUCUGGUAAGAUGGCGUCUUGGACAUCCUUUCCGUGUCCAGUUUGUAGAGGGAUGGCCACGCCUGUCAAUCAAGCGGAAAGCAAGGAAAACUGGGCUAAACAGUUCCCAACAAAUGGUGUGAUCCAAGAACUUAUCAAGCUUAAGGAACAGUCGUCUGGACCACUGUACUGCACAUCUUGUCAAACAAAAGGCAAUCCGUCCAAUCCUGCCAAGUUCUGGUGUAAAAAAAAUGAAUCCGGUUUCUGUGGGACUUGUAGAGUUGAUCACCACGAUGUCGUACAUAUUGGAUGUGAUAUAUUAGAUAUUACCAGGCACGACAACAAUAGACAAAAACAGAACCCGGCUGUUCCUCACUGUGACCAACACGACGAGAAUAUGGUUUGGUAUUGUGAGGAUCACAAACUGCUCGGUUGUAACAUAUGCGUUUUAAAAGACCACAGACGUUGUGAAGCAGUGACAACAGCCACAGAAUAUAUUCAGAAGCUAAAAGCAGGAUCACAACUGACAAAUAUGCAUGCAGCACUGAAGAAAGGAGCAGAGGUCAUGAACUCUUUAGUGAAGGACUUUGACGAACAGCUACAAGACAUGGUAAAGAGCCAGGAAAUCGCCUUACAGAGUAUUACAGAUUUACGUCAUAGGGUCGACAAACGGCUUGACGACCUUCAGAAGGACUGCACAAACAAGUUGAUCGCAUUGUUCAAAGACGAAAAAAGUAAAUUAGACGACUCCUUACGGCAAUGCGAACGUCUAAAGAAUAGUAUGCGAAAUAGCUUGAAGUCGUCCAUUAAAGCUACAGAGGGAAACGAAAACUCUGAAACGAUAGUGUUGUAUCAGAGAGGGAAGGCAGAAGUGGAGUCGUGUAAGGCUCUGGUCACGGAGAUGAACGAAUCUUUCACGUCCGUCAAUGUUAAGCAUCAGACCAAACUCGAACUUGGAAUCAUUGGUGAUGACGCUAUGGGGAAAAUAGUCAUUGAGAAACCACCACGACGUUUUCCUGAGAGUCAUGGUUACCUUACAUCACCAAUGUCCGGGCGUCGCGUGAGAGAAGUACAACAGGUUGAUAUAAAAAUUACAUCAGAUGAGUAUGAUUGUGAUGCAGUUGGCGUUGUGUACCUUCCGAAUAAUCAAAUAGUGGUGAGUGAUGAUAACAACAAGAAACUGAAGCUGUUUACAGAUAAAGGACAGUACCUGGAUGAGUUGAUCAUUCACGGAAGUCCCAAUGAUAUGUGUUUUGUGAAUGCCAACACAGUGGCUGUGGCAGUUAGCAGUCCUGGUGGUGUCCAUGUCGUGAAAGUCGAAAACUCAAAACUAUCGCUUUCAUUUGAGAUCCGUAUGCCAGAUGAUAAAGGCCUAAAUGGUAUAACCCAUAUCAACGGAAGAUUUGUCGUUUGUACAGACACAGAAGAAGCAGAAGUGUACAGUGUAACACAGGACUUCGCCGCUGAGCUGUUACAUCAGUAUAGUUGUAGGUGUUUAUUCCUCUCACAUGACCCAACAAAUGAAGACAUACUGGUCAGUUGUCACACUACUGUUAAAAGCAAAGCAGUGCUGUCCAGACUGUCGACUGACCAGCAUCUCAAGGAUGUGAUAAAAGCCGGUCUCGUGAGUAAUGCUGCUGGUUUAAGCGUUGAUAGAGAGAGCAACAUCUACGUGUGUGGCUUUGCCACAAACAACGUCGUGCAGAUGUCUGGGAACGGGACGCACGUCAGGAAACUGCUGACGUCAUCUGACGGAAUAAACCGUCCCUUUGCAAUUGCUGUUUGUGGUGACAUGUUUGUACUCACUGCGGAAGAUACUAACUUCGUCCGCUUGUUUCAGCUCUAUUAAGUGAGUUACAACUCGUCUCGUUUAUGUACAAAUCUAUUCCCGUAUCAAUAACUUUACCUUUAACUUUACCAAAACCUUACCGCGAACAUUCGGUUUUGUUAUGACAUGUUUAAAAGGAUACGGAGAAGUCACUGGUGUCUAGAGCGGGACCCAUUGAUUUCAAUGAUGAAUCUGUAUUUAAAUUCCAGUAGAGCGACACUUUACCAAGGAUGGACUGUUAUGAUGUUUAUCGUAUCAAUGGUUGGAACAAUGUGCGUAAAACCUAUAUUAAAGACUUUAAACACUAGACAUUUUGUGUUCCGUAGAUAACCCAGAAACGAAAAUAUUUUUCAUUGUAGUUUGAUUAAAAGCUUCUUACAAUGAAGUUGUUAACGGUUGUCACUUAAUUUCUUUGCUUGGUAUGUUUGGUACUAACAGCCAGAAAAAAUGUGAUAUUGUCUUCCUUUUUUUCAAUUA
This is a messenger RNA of Mizuhopecten yessoensis (Yesso scallop), 2456 nucleotides long. RefSeq names its product transcription intermediary factor 1-beta-like. Gene Ontology annotation, cellular component: nucleoplasm; chromatin. The transcript is spliced from 2 exons. The record is from RefSeq and is a predicted model, not a curated record. Lineage: Eukaryota; Metazoa; Mollusca; Bivalvia; Pectinida; Pectinidae. Gene Ontology annotation, molecular function: zinc ion binding; ubiquitin-protein transferase activity. Gene Ontology annotation, biological process: positive regulation of DNA-templated transcription. The coding region runs from base 27 to 2000 and encodes 657 amino acids.